GAUAAACAAACGACAACUGAGAUAAAUGGAUGAUAUCAGUCUCCUAUCAUAUUCCCACUCUCUUGAGCUCACCACCACUGUCUCUGUUAUCAUCGAAGCCAUCAUGUCCACACACACUCUCCCUGAUCUCCCAUACUCCUAUGAUGCUCUCGAGCCUUUCAUCUCGAGGCAGAUCAUGGAGCUUCAUCACAAGAAGCAUCAUCAAACCUAUGUGAACGCUCUCAUUGCUGCUGAGGCUAGCUACGCAAAAAGUUCUACCCCCAGAGAGCGCAUCGCCCUUCAGGCAGCACUCAAGUUCAACGGUGGUGGUCAUAUCAACCACUCUCUGUUCUGGAAGAACCUAGCGCCUGCCUCCAGUGAGGGCAAGGGUAAUGGUGGUUCCUUGAAGGCUGGUCCUCUUAAGGACGCCAUCGAGCAGACCUUCGGGUCGCUCGACGCGCUCAAGAAAGAGUUCAAUGCCACCACCGCUGGUAUUCAAGGUUCCGGAUGGGGCUGGCUCGGUUUGAACCCCACCACCAAGCGCCUCGAGGUCACCACGACUGCAAACCAGGACCCGCUUCUGACGCACAUCCCUAUCAUUGGGGUUGACAUCUGGGAGCAUGCUUUCUACCUCCAGUAUCUCAACGUUAAGGUUGAUUAUCUGAAUGCCAUCUGGAGCGUUAUCAACUUCGAGGAGGCUGAAAAGAGGUUCACGGAGGGUCUUUCUUCUAGCAAGCUGUAAGCUUCUGAGGGGUGACAGAAUAAAAUGAAAGAGAAACGAAUUCGCGCCAUGUUGUAUUAUCGACACGUUGCUUGUCGCAAUGAAUUGUGUCUGUUGAUCGUUC
Molecule: messenger RNA, 824 nt
Organism: Suillus fuscotomentosus
Lineage: Eukaryota; Fungi; Basidiomycota; Agaricomycetes; Boletales; Suillaceae
Product: Manganese/iron superoxide dismutase
Exons: 4
Coding region: 26-721 (231 amino acids)
Biological process (GO): superoxide metabolic process
Cellular component (GO): mitochondrion
Molecular function (GO): metal ion binding; superoxide dismutase activity
Source: RefSeq, a predicted model, not a curated record